GCAAAACAACAGCGUUCAGUACACUUCGGCUAAGAAAUAAAUAACAAAAACUAUGACUUCUCCGCUAGAAAAUCUGGAAAACCACUUGGAAAUGUUCAUCGAAAACGUUCGCCAGAUCCGGAUCAUCGUCAGUGACUUUCAGCCGCAGGGUCAGAAUGUGCUAAAUCAGAAAAUACAAUCUUUGGUAACCGGACUGCAGGAGAUCGAUAAGCUAAAGAAUCAGGUGGACGUGAAUGUACCGCUGGAGGUGUUCGACUACAUCGACCAAGGUCGGAAUCCGCAGCUCUACACCAAGGAUUGUAUCGACAAGGCGCUGACGAAGAACGAGGAAGUCAAAGGAAAGAUAGAUUCCUAUCGAAAAUUCAAAAGUAACCUGUUGAAAGAACUUGGCGAAAUGUUCCCCGGUGAAAUCGGCAAAUAUAAGGCCAUCCGGGGGGACGAGUAGAGUGUGCACUGGGGGUUCAAAAGAAAUGGAAGGGUAUGGAAUCAUUUAAGAAUAUAAGAAUAUCGUUUUUAUUGUAAUGCAAUCGAAAAAUACAUUCAUAAUAUCAUCGUAAGCUGUAUUCAAUAA
Molecule: messenger RNA, 571 nt
Organism: Malaya genurostris
Lineage: Eukaryota; Metazoa; Arthropoda; Insecta; Diptera; Culicidae
Gene: MED10
Product: mediator of RNA polymerase II transcription subunit 10
Exons: 2
Coding region: 53-445 (130 amino acids)
Biological process (GO): positive regulation of transcription by RNA polymerase II
Cellular component (GO): mediator complex; chromatin
Molecular function (GO): transcription coregulator activity
Source: RefSeq, a predicted model, not a curated record